CUGUUUGACAGUUGCAGUAUCAAAGUGCAUUCACUCAGCGCUUGGCGGAGCGGUUCGGCUUUGGUGAUUCGGCACAAUUUUUUGGAGUUUUUCCAACAUUUCCUCUGCUGUUGUUCAAUAGUUAUUUGGUAAAAGGUUCCCCAGCAGGAUCUUUUCGCGGAAGUGACACCAAAACAAAACGUCACAAUGGUCAAAAUCGAAGACUUCAAGCUUUCGUGCGAACUCGCGGGCCACAAGCUGGACGUCCGUGCCGUGGCCGAGGGCAAGGGCUUCGUCGUGUCCGGCUCGCGGGACAAAACGGCCAAGGUGUGGAGCUCGCUGGGCGGUGGCCACCAGUACACGGAAACGGAAACGCUGAACCGACACACGAACUACGUGGGGGCCGUGCUGGUGGUGGAGGAGAACGGCUGGAUCUGCACGGCCAGCAACGAUGCGACCAUUUGCGUGUUCAAGUACCCGAACGGGCCGAUGGAACCGAUCGCGGUGCUGAAGGGCCACACGUCGACGGUUUGCGCGCUGGCCAAGGGCAACUCGGCGAACGUGAUAGUUUCGGGGAGUUGGGACAAAAGUGCCAAGAUUUGGACCAGCGUUGGGUCGUCGCUGGCCAGCAUCACGCUGGUGGGCCAUGAAGCGGCCGUUUGGGCGGUUGCGCUGCUGACCAGCGGAAAGUACGUAACGGGAUCGGCAGACAAGUCCAUCUUUGUUUGGAACGAAAAGGGUGAAAAGUUGGUUGUGCUCAAGGGACACAAGGAUUGCGUCCGUGGGUUGUGUGCCCUGCCGGGAGGAGGUUUCCUGAGUUGUUCGAACGAUGCAACGAUUCGGCAGUGGAGCGAUUCGAAUGAGUGCGUGAAGGAGUUUCACGGACACACCAAUUACAUCUACAGCGUUGCGCGGAGCGAUUUUUGGGGAGAGGACGUAUUUAUCAGCGGCGGAGAGGACAGCACGAUCCGGAUGUGGAGCUUGAAGGACGGAGCGUUGGGAGAUGCGCUGCAGUUGCCUGCCCAGUCGGUUUGGGCCGUUGCGGGGCUGCGCAACGGAGACAUUGUUGCCGGUUCCAGCGAUGGAUUGGUGCGUGUUUUCACGUCCAGCAGCGAUCGCGCAGCUUCGCAGGAUAUCCAGGAUGCCUUCAAGCUGUCGGUUGACGUUCGCAUCCAAGAGUCUACGAAGCAACUGGGAGGAAUGAACGUGAACGAUCUGCCUGGGCCGGAAUCGCUUCUGUCGGAGGGACGUCCGGGACAGACGAGAAUUGUUCGCCACGCCGAUGGCAAGAUCAUGUGCUACCAGUGGAGUAACAACAAGUGGGAGUGUGUUGGCGAUGUGAUGGGAGCCACCGGAGGAGAUACUGGGAAGCAGCUGUACGAAGGACGCGAGUAUGAUUAUGUCUUCUCUGUUAACUUGUCGGAUGAAGCUCCGAACUUGAAGCUUCCGUACAACCGUGGUGAGGAUCCUUGGUUCGUUGCCCAGCGGUUCAUCCACAAGCACAGCCUUCCGCAGGCCUAUCUGGAUCAGGUGGCCAACUUUAUCGUGAAAAACGCCGACAACACGCCGGUUCAGCCGAGCGCUGGCUCCAACAGUGCUUACGAUCCGUUCACCGGUGGCGCUCGGUACGUCCCUGGGUCAGGGUCCUCGUAUCAGCCCAGCGCUGCCAACACCGAUCCCUUCACGGGCGGAUCAAGCUACACAACGCAGACUCCAAACGCUGGUUUCGCCAGCAACGGAUCAUCUGGCGGUGGAGCCGGAAACGCCGAUCCCUUCACCGGAGCAUCCAGCUAUUCCACCGGUUCCAGUGAGGUCAAAAAGGUUAACAACCACUUCCCUCACAAACACUUUGUGACGAUGGAAAAUGCUGACCUGGCAAAGGUCCUAAUCAAGCUGAAGGAACUGAACGGCAAAAUCGAAGACAAGAGCCUCCAGAUGUCGGACGACACGCUGGACGACAUCGUGCGCUACGUCGGAGAAGUGACCAAAGUGUCCGAGCAAAAUUCCGCAUGUCUGACCGCUCUCCGCUACCUGUUCACCUGGCCAACGGAAAGCAUCUUCCCCGUGCUGGACAUUACCCGACUAAUCGUGCGUGAUCCGAAAGCUUGCCAGGAACUGUUCGAGGGCGACUUUCUGCGAACGCUGCUCCAACACAUCAACCAUCUCCCCGCAAAUCAGAUGAUGGGCGCGCGUUGCUUCGUGAACAUGAUUUCUCACGGCCCUGGACGCGCUAUCGUCACCGAACACAUCCGGCCGAUCGUGGAGAAACUCUCCCCCAUCAAAUCCGGCUCCGGCAAUCUCCAGAUCGCGCUGGCCAGCUUCUAUCUGAACCUCUCGAUGACCCAGCUGGACAAACCGUCGCUGGACUUUUGCAAGGUGUUUUCGGACGCGGUCGGAGAGUUUCUCGAGUGGGCCACCGACCACGAGGCCACCUACAGGGCGUACCAGGCGCUCGGAAAUCUGAUGUCCAUCCCCGGCGGACAGGGCACGCUGGUGGCGAACCAUGUUCGCAGCAACACCGGACUCAUUGACAAGAUUCUGCUCAACAUUAGCGUGGAGGUGGCCGGCUUUGGCAAACUGAACGAGUGCGCGAGUUAUCUGUACGAACUGUUGGCUUAAGGGACAAAAAAGUGGGAGACGUUGACGAACAUUAACUUGAAUUAACUCCGAGCGUCUUAGAUUGUAGCAUUGAUCAAACGUGAAUAAAAUAACAUUUUCAAAAUAG
Messenger RNA from Culex pipiens pallens (northern house mosquito), 2704 nucleotides. It is a transcript of the gene Plap, whose product is annotated as phospholipase A-2-activating protein. The transcript is spliced from 2 exons. Gene Ontology annotation, cellular component: cytoplasm; nucleus. Gene Ontology annotation, molecular function: ubiquitin binding. Gene Ontology annotation, biological process: proteasome-mediated ubiquitin-dependent protein catabolic process; ubiquitin recycling. The coding region runs from base 187 to 2598 and encodes 803 amino acids. The record is from RefSeq and is a predicted model, not a curated record. NCBI's taxonomy places the organism in Eukaryota, Metazoa, Arthropoda, Insecta, Diptera, Culicidae.